AUGCCAUUCCAGCUAAGCCGUCGUCUCGUGGUAGCUUCAGUGCGACAAAUACGCGUCAGAAUUCCGUGCAGCCGAUGUUAUUGUUUGUACGAGAGCUGCCGGAGCUACCGACAGACGCCGUCUCUCUUUCCUCCACGUAAAAUUUCCCAGGCAAAACAGAAGCCGUUGUUCCCUGGCAUGUAUCGCACGGUGAGACUGUUUGAUGGUGAGCACACAUACCAUUACGGCCGGCACACCUACACUAUCAUGCGGGAGAGCCUCACAUUUGCCAUCAUACCACUUGGUUGCGUAGCUGCUUAUGCCGCCACUUACUUUGAUCCCUUUGCGGCGGUUCCACUAGAACUUCAAGGGGCUUAUCUCGUAUUUCUUCUUAUUGGUUCACGGUUGUACGCCCGCGGUCGCAGUUGUCGGACCGUAAAGGAUCUUACGGGUCGCCAUGUGGUUGUUACGGGCGGCACCAGCGGCAUUGGGAAGGAAACGGCGGCCCGACUUGCUGCAGCGGGCGCCGAUGUAACUGUUUUAGCCCGUAGCAGCUCUCAUGCUGAGGCAGCGAUAACCUACAUAAGGCGUUCCGCUCAUUGUGAAGGACAAGUGGUGCAAUUUACCCCACUUGACCUCUCAGACUUUCUUGCAGUGCGCGACUACUGUAGGAGACUUCGUCAUACCAACACGCGACUAGAUAUUUUGGUCAACUGCGCUGGGGUUAUGCACCAACGGCAAGUGAUGUCACGCUGCGGUGACGAUGAACAGCUGGCUGUGAACCUGCUUGGGCCGUACCUAUUGACAGAAGGACUCCUUCCACUUAUCGCAGAGAGCGGUGGCCGGAUUGUAAACGUUUCGUGCUCUGCCCAUGUAGCAGUGAGAGGAAAUAUUGUGCAAACGUACCUUUCGGGUCGGGGGGUGUGGUCUCCACGAGUGCGUGGGAAGUUCGAUGGACUUGAACAGUAUGGGCUCACAAAACUUGGCUGCAUUUACCACGCACAAGAACUCGCUAGUCGUUCCUACCACUCCACAACGAAAGGAAAUGCAUCAUUUUGUCCAACCGAUACGUCCCACCCCUCACUGGGCUCAAGUGCCAUCAACAAAGGUAGUAACUUAAACCUUUAUCAUUACAAACAUAACAGCGGCAACCGAGCGAGUAAUAACAACGACAGCGGAGACGGGGGAGGUGAUGAUGAAGCUGGCGCGCCAAAUUACACAACCUGUGUGGCCGUCCCAGGUGGUGUAGUGACUGGUAUAUACCGUUAUGUGCCUCUUGCUGCCACAUUUCGUUGGUUCCGUUGGAUAUACCUCCUCUUCAUGCGUAGUGCCCGUGAAGGGAGUCAGACAGUAGUGGAUUGCUGUCUAAGGGAUGAUAUUGUGAAUGGUGGGUACUAUCAGAACUGUCGCUACGCACCCAGUGGACUUUCCGCCGCAGCCUGCAACAUAGAAGAGCGGAAGAAUGUUCUCACGUGGGUGAGACGUAAAAUGCAACCAUAUAUGCAAUGGGACAGAUAA
Molecule: messenger RNA, 1497 nt
Organism: Trypanosoma brucei brucei TREU927
Lineage: Eukaryota; Euglenozoa; Kinetoplastea; Trypanosomatida; Trypanosomatidae
Product: short-chain dehydrogenase, putative
Exons: 1
Coding region: 1-1497 (498 amino acids)
Source: RefSeq, a predicted model, not a curated record